AUGGCCUCGCCGUCGUCCCCUAGCCGCCGGCUCGCCGGAUCCCUAAUCCUGCGGCCAGGCGCGGAGGGGUCUCUGAUCCCGGGGCUCCCGGACGACGUCGCGGCCGUCAUCCUCUGCCUGCUCACGUUCCCCGACCAGUCCCGCCUCCGCGCCACCUCCCGCGCGUGGCGGCUCCUCCUCUCCGCCGCGACGCUUCUCCCGCUCCGCCGCAGCCUCCGCCUGCCUUCCCGCCACCUCGUAUGCCUUUUCCCCACCGACCCAUCCCUCGCCUCCCCCAUCCUGCUCGACCCUGCUGCCCCCACCGCCUGGUGGCCCCUCCCGCCGAUCCCCUGCUCGCCGCAGCUAUACGGCCUCGCCAAUUUCGCCGCAAUCGCCGUCGGGAGCCACCUCUACGUCCUCGGCGGUUCUCACUUCGACGCCCGGAGUUAUCCCCUUGGCCACCCCUCACCCUCCGCCGCCGCCUACCGACUCGACCUCGCCCUCUCUCGCCACCGCUGGGAGCGCCUCCCGGACAUGCACAUCCCGCGCGGGAGCUUCGCCUGCGCUCCCGCGCCCGGCGGCGGGGUCGUCGUCGCAGGCGGCGGGUCCAGGCACCCGACGCUCCCCUCCUCUGGCAGCCGCACAAGCAGCACCGAGUGGUACGACGCCGCCACGCGUACCUGGCACAUGGCCACGGCGAUGCCCCGGGAGAGGGCCGGGUGCGUGGGAUUCGUGGCGCACGGGGCAGGGGGUGUGGGAGAGGAUGAAUUCUGGGUGAUGGGCGGGUACGACAGGUAUACCACAGUGGGGGGAGUGGUGCCGAAUGACCUCUACUGCCGGGACGCCAUGGCGCUCGGACUGUGGAGCGGCAAGUGGAGGGAGAUUGGAGAUAUGUGGGUGGAAGGGGAGAGACGUCGACUCGGACCGGUGGCCGCCAUCUCUGCAGAGGAUGGGAAGGUUACAGAUGUGUUCAUGCUCGACGGAGACGAUAUCUUCAGGUAUGACUUUGCUUCAAACGGGUGGUCGAAGGAGGCUACUUUGAGGAGAAAGAUCCCAGAGACUGAUCUGUGUGGCUUCGUAUCAUUGAACGGUGAACUGCAUGUGCUUAAAUCUGCCAAACUUCCUGCCGAAACCCUCCAUCCUCGGAGGCAGUUAAAGAAGAGGCUGGCUUUGGAGUUUCAUGUUUAUAACCCGCUGGCAAGGAAAUGGAGAGUGUUCACCACAUAUCCCCCCGUCAGUGUGCCCAUCGAUUUCAGAACAGCAGCUCUUUGUACAGUUGAGUUGUAG
Molecule: messenger RNA, 1266 nt
Organism: Triticum turgidum subsp. durum (durum wheat)
Lineage: Eukaryota; Viridiplantae; Streptophyta; Magnoliopsida; Poales; Poaceae
Source: the annotation of a GenBank genome assembly